Molecule: messenger RNA, 1311 nt
Organism: Sorghum bicolor (sorghum)
Lineage: Eukaryota; Viridiplantae; Streptophyta; Magnoliopsida; Poales; Poaceae
Product: B-box zinc finger protein 24
Exons: 2
Coding region: 320-1126 (268 amino acids)
Biological process (GO): photomorphogenesis; regulation of DNA-templated transcription
Cellular component (GO): nucleus
Molecular function (GO): zinc ion binding
Source: RefSeq, a predicted model, not a curated record
ACCGGCGGAGCCGAGAGCGCCUCUCGUCCACACAGCCACCCCCGUCCGGCUUGUCCGGGUCCCUCCGCCCACACCCACCGCGUGCCGGGCCGGAACGGGGUUGGGGCGGGGCGUGACGCACGCUGCGCGAUUUAUACGCGCCAACCACGGCACUUGCUCGCUGCUUUGCUCUCGUUGCCGUGCUGAUUUUUUUAGGUGGUUACUGGCCUGCCUGUCUCGAGCGGGAAGCUCCGGAUUACGUGAGGCCUGAGAGCUGGGUUGGGUGGGGACUCAGGGUGUGCCGCCUGAGGCCGAGGAGUAGGAGAGGGGCGGGGGCGGCAUGAGGAUCCAGUGCGACGCGUGCGAGGCCGCGGCAGCCACGGUGGUGUGCUGCGCCGACGAGGCGGCGCUGUGCGCGCGCUGCGACGUCGAGAUCCACGCCGCCAACAAGCUCGCCAGCAAGCACCAGCGGCUCCCGCUCGCGCUCGGCGACGCCACCGCCGCCAGCGCCAGCAGCCUCCCGCGCUGCGACGUCUGCCAGGAGAAGCCGGCCUUCAUCUUCUGCGUCGAGGACAGGGCGCUCUUCUGCCGCGACUGCGACGAGCCCAUCCACGUCCCCGGCACGCUCUCCGGCAACCACCAGCGCUACCUCGCCACCGGCAUCCGCGUCGGCUUCAGCUCCGUCUGCGGCGCCGGCGCCGGCGCUGAGGGCCUCCCGCCGCCGGCGCCGCCCAAGGGCAGCUCCAAGCCCGCGGCCGUCGUCAGCGCGCCAGCUGCCGGGGCCACCAAGACAACGACGACGGUCAAGGACACGCUGCCGCAGGAGGUGCCGUCGUCGCCGUUCCUGCCACCGUCCGGUUGGGCUGUCGAGGACCUCCUGCAGCUGUCCGACUACGAAUCCAGCGACAAGAAAGACUCGCCUCUUGGGUUCAAGGAGCUGGAGUGGUUCGCGGACAUCGACCUGUUCCACGCCCAUUCGCCCGCUAAAACCACUACGGCGGAGGUCCCCGAGUUGUUCGCCUCGCCGCAGCCAGCGAGCAACGCCGGGUUCUACAAGACGAACGGAGUAGCGCGCCAGAGCAAGAAGCCACGGAUGGAGGUGCCUGAGGACGACGAGGACUACUUCAUCGUUCCUGAUCUUGGCUGAGAUGAGAGAUCUUUGCAUGAUUCUCCUGUCAUGUGAUGUGUGUAUGUAUGCAAAAUAUGUAUGUAUGCCAUCAUGAGAUGCACUGACGCUUACUGGACAUAUGUACUGUAAUUAUAAGGCAGGGCCAUACUUUCAGCCUGAUAAAUGAGACCGGUUUGAUGUAUGAGAUAAAUUCACUUGGUACA